Molecule: messenger RNA, 7210 nt
Organism: Myotis davidii
Lineage: Eukaryota; Metazoa; Chordata; Mammalia; Chiroptera; Vespertilionidae
Gene: LATS1
Product: large tumor suppressor kinase 1
Exons: 7
Coding region: 171-3554 (1127 amino acids)
Biological process (GO): G1/S transition of mitotic cell cycle; hippo signaling; positive regulation of apoptotic process
Cellular component (GO): spindle pole
Molecular function (GO): protein serine/threonine kinase activity; ATP binding; protein binding
Source: RefSeq, a predicted model, not a curated record
AGCUUUUAUUUAUUUUUCUUUUAUAGGGUUAAUUAUUUAAAUUGUAAAGAACUUUAACUUUCCUGGGUACUUCUGCAAAGGACCUUUUUCAGUUUUGCUCAAGAGAAGGCUCUGAAUCUGUCAAGUGGCCCUUAAAGUACUUUGUGUGGGUUAUACAUAUAGAUGUUUUCAUGAAGAGAAGUGAAAAGCCAGAAGGAUAUAGACAAAUGAGGCCUAAGACCUUUCCUGCCAGUAACUAUACUGGCAGUAGCCGGCAAAUGUUGCAAGAAAUUCGGGAAUCCCUUAGGAAUUUAUCCAAACCAUCCGAUGCUGCAAAGGCUGAACAUAACAUGAGUAAAAUGUCAAUUGAAGAUCCUCGACAAGUCAGAAAUCCACCCAAAUUUGGGACUCAUCAUAAAGCCUUGCUGGAAAUUCGAAACUCUCUGCAACCAUUCGCAAAUGAAACAAGUCGGAAUACUUUAGAGGUUAAUCCACAAAUGCUUCAAGACUUACAAGCUGCUGGAUUUGAUGAGGAUAUGGUUAUACAAGCUCUUCAGAAAACUAAUAACAGAAGUAUAGAAGCUGCAAUUGAAUUCAUUAGUAAAAUGAGUUACCAAGAUCCUCGACGGGAACAGAUGGUUACAGCAGCUGCCAGACCUAUUAAUGCCAGUUUGAAACCAGGGAGUGUGCAACAAUCGGUUAACCGCAGACAAAGCUGGAAAGGUUCUAAAGAAUCCUUAGUUCCUCAGAGACAUGGCCCACCACUAGCAGAAAGUGUGGCCUAUCGUUCCGAAAGUCCCAACUCACAAACAGAUGUAGGAAAACCUUUGUCAGGAUCUGGUAUCACAGCAUUUGCUCAAGCUCACCCUAGCAACGGACAGAGAGUGAACCCCCCACCACCUCCUCAAGUAAGGAGUGUCACUCCUCCACCACCCCCAAGAGGCCAGACUCCUCCUCCACGAGGUACAACUCCACCUCCCCCCUCAUGGGAACCAAACUCUCAAACAAAGCGCUAUUCUGGGAAUAUGGAAUAUGUAAUCUCUCGAAUCUCUCCUGUUCCACCUGGAGCCUGGCAGGAGGGCUAUCCUCCACCACCUUUGAACAUGUCCCCAAUGAAUCCUCCUAAUCAGGGACAGAGAGUCAUUAGUUCUGUUCCUGUUGGCAGACAACCAAUCAUCAUGCAGAGUUCUAACAAAUUUAACUACCCACCGGGGAGACCUGGAAUUCAGAAUGGUAGUGGUCAAACUGAUUUUAUGAUACACCAAAAUGUCCCUACUGGUGCAGUGAAUCGGCAACCACCCCCUCCGUAUCCUCUGACCCCAACUAAUGGACAAAGCCCUUCUGCUUUACAAACAGGGGGAUCUGCUGCUUCUUCAUCAUAUACAAAUGGAAAUAUUCCUCAAUCUAUGAUGGUGCCAAAUAGGAAUAGUCAUAAUAUGGAACUUUAUAACAUUAGUGUUCCUGGACUUCAAACAACUUGGCCUCAGUCAUCUUCAGCUCCAGCCCAGUCAUCCCCAAGCAUUGGGCAUGAAAUCCCUACAUGGCAACCUAACAUACCAGUGAGGUCAAAUUCUUUUAAUAACCCACUAGGAAAUAGAACAAGUCAUUCUGCUAACUCUCAGCCUUCAGCCACAACAGUCACUGCAAUUACACCAGCUCCAAUACAGCAACCCGUGAAAAGCAUACGUGUGUUAAAACCAGAGCUACAGACUGCUUUAGCACCUACUCAUCCUUCUUGGAUACCACAGCCAAUUCAAACUGUUCAACCUAGUCCUUUUUCUGAGGGUACCACUUCAAAUAUGACUGUUAUGUCACCUGUUGCUGAAGCUCCAAACUAUCAAGGUCCACCACCACCUUAUCCAAAACAUCUGCUACACCAAAACCCAUCUGUUCCUCCAUAUGAUUCAAUCAAUAAAUCUAACAAAGAGGAUCAGUCAACUGUGCCCAAGGAAGAUGAGGGUGAAAAAAGUUAUGAAAAUGUUGAUAGUGGGGAUAAAGAAAAGAAACAGAUUACAACUUCACCUAUCACCGUUAGGAAAAACAAGAAAGAUGAAGAGCGAAGGGAAUCUCGUAUUCAAAGUUACUCUCCUCAGGCAUUUAAAUUCUUUAUGGAGCAACAUGUAGAAAAUGUUCUCAAAUCUCAUCAGCAACGUCUACAUCGUAAAAAACAAUUAGAGAAUGAAAUGAUGCGGGUUGGAUUAUCUCAAGAAGCCCAGGAUCAAAUGAGAAAGAUGCUUUGCCAAAAAGAGUCUAAUUACAUCCGUCUUAAGAGGGCUAAAAUGGACAAGUCUAUGUUUGUGAAGAUAAAGACACUAGGAAUAGGAGCAUUUGGUGAAGUCUGUCUAGCAAGAAAAGUAGAUACUAAGGCAUUAUAUGCAACAAAAACUCUUCGAAAGAAAGAUGUUCUACUUCGAAAUCAGGUUGCUCAUGUUAAAGCUGAGCGAGAUAUCCUGGCCGAAGCUGACAAUGAAUGGGUAGUUCGUCUCUAUUAUUCAUUCCAAGAUAAGGACCAUUUAUACUUUGUAAUGGACUACAUUCCUGGGGGUGAUAUGAUGAGCCUACUAAUUAGAAUGGGCAUCUUUCCAGAAAAUCUGGCACGAUUCUACAUAGCAGAACUUACCUGUGCAGUUGAAAGUGUUCAUAAAAUGGGUUUUAUUCAUAGAGAUAUUAAACCUGAUAACAUUUUGAUUGAUCGUGAUGGUCAUAUUAAAUUGACUGACUUCGGCCUCUGCACUGGCUUCAGAUGGACACAUGAUUCUAAGUACUACCAGAGUGGUGACCAUUCACGACAAGAUAGCAUGGAUUUCAGUAAUGAAUGGGGUGACCCUUCUAACUGUCGAUGUGGAGAUAGAUUGAAGCCACUAGAACGGAGAGCUGCACGCCAGCACCAGCGAUGUCUAGCACAUUCUUUGGUUGGGACUCCCAAUUAUAUUGCACCUGAAGUGUUGUUACGAACAGGCUAUACACAGUUAUGUGAUUGGUGGAGUGUCGGUGUAAUUCUUUUUGAAAUGUUGGUGGGACAACCUCCUUUUUUGGCACAAACACCAUUAGAAACACAAAUGAAGGUUAUCAACUGGCAAACAUCUCUUCACAUUCCUCCUCAAGCUAAAUUGAGUCCUGAAGCCUCUGAUCUUAUAAUCAAACUUUGCCGAGGACCAGAAGAUCGCUUAGGCAAGAAUGGUGCUGAUGAAAUAAAAGCUCAUCCGUUUUUUAAAACAAUUGAUUUCUCCAGUGACCUGAGACAACAACCUGCUUCAUAUAUUCCUAAAAUCACACACCCAACAGAUACAUCAAAUUUUGAUCCUGUUGAUCCUGACAAAUUAUGGAGUGAUGAUAAAGAGGAAGAAAAUGUGAAUGACACUCUCAACGGAUGGUAUAAAAAUGGAAAGCACCCUGAACAUGCUUUCUAUGAAUUUACCUUUAGGAGGUUUUUUGAUGACAAUGGCUACCCAUAUAAUUAUCCAAAGCCUAUUGAAUAUGAAUAUAUUAAUUCGCAAGACUCAGGGCAACAGUCAGAUGAAGAUGAUCAGCACACAGGCUCAGAGAUCAAAAAUCGUGAUCUAGUGUAUGUUUAACACACUAGGAAAUAACUGUAAUGAGGAUUUGCAAAAAGGCCUGAAAUGCAGGGGUUUUGAGGCUCUGAGUAAAAUUAUGCAAAUGUGACAGAGCUGUGUGUGUGUGCUCUGUGCACAAUAUUUUAUUUUCCUAAAUUAUGGAAAAAUCCUUUUAAAAUGUUAAUUUAUUCCAGCCUUUAUAAUCAGUAAUUUAGAAAAAAAAUUGUUAUAAAGUAAAUUAUGAAUUGAAUAUUAUAGUCGGUUCUUGGUACUUAAAGUACUGAAAAUAAUAAAUAAUAAAAAUUGUGUGCUUUGUUUAAAAGGAGAAGCCUGGUAUCUAUUUGUACAUAUGCUAAAUCAUUUUAAAAGACAAGAGUUUUUGAAAAUUUUUUGAAAGACAGUUUUAGUUUUAUUUUGCUUUAACCAAAUAAGAAAUAUACCCCACAUUUACAAAGUCCCCCCCCCCCUUCCCCACUCCCAUAACCUUGUUUUUGGUACAAAAUAAGCUAUAGAAAUGAAGCCAUCAUGGUGGUGAGUGUUCCUAGGCUAAUGAUAAUUUGUAUAAUUCAUGUCUUGGAACUAAGAAAUACAGGGUGACAGGGUUGAAACAGGAUGCUCAUCAGAAGGGAAAAAUAGAUAAACUUCAUUUACUUCCCACCUUGGAAUAUUUAAUCUAGCAUUUGUUUCUCAAGAAUAACUGUCAUUAAAGGAAACAAAGCACUGCCAUUUUUCUUUACAUCUUGGUAUUUUUAACGCUGCUUCCAGGUGGUUUUUUUGGUUUGUGUUUUGCCUUAUAUGAAAUUUUUUCUUAGUUGGGUUGAUAUAUUACAUCAUGUUUUGGAGAUUCCUGUACAUCUUAAAUUACUACUCUUAGAAGACUUUUUGGUCUUGAAAUUAAAACCACUAACAGGAGCAUAUCUUCUGCAGUCAAUCCAUUGUUAUCUUGGAAAAAGACAUCAAUAUGUUGCUAGAAAAGAAGCCUGACUAUAUUUGUGGAUAUAUAUUUACAUCAAGUAUGAGGGCUAUUCUUUUCUUCUUAUUUACUACAUGUCUAUUUGCAUCUAUUCAUUAAAAAUUCCAACAUGUGCUGUUUGUGCUGCUUCCAGUUUUAAAAGGGGAACAAAGCUGCCAUGAAUCAAAAUUUCUUAUACUAAAAGCUAAGAUUCUCCAUAUUUUUGCUUUGAAAUUUAAGAAGUAUUUCCACCAUCCUAAGCAGAGAUUUUCAGUUUCAUAUGAAACUGAUUAGAAAUUAUUUAUGGAUACUCACUAGAACCGUAUUUUUUCUAUAUUGUGAUAGUUUUGAUUAUGUCAUCACUAAUGUUGCAGGUUUCCUCUUUCAGAACAGUGCUUCAUACAUGGAUUGUUUAUUGGCAAAAAAAAAAGCUGGCUAUUUGGCAAUAUUUUCCCUAUGGGCGAUUGAUUGAUGAAAAAUUAUUACUUAACUCUUAAUUUAGGGGCCAUUAGUAAUUAGGGAAAGUUACAUAGUGGUCCUAGUAGAAAUUCAAGUCCUCCUAACCUAUUUUAAGGUUAAAUAAUAUGUUUUCAACAUUCCUAUUAUAUAGGCUUAGGUUACAAGGAGACUUGUGCUCUCAUACCAAAAUAUACUUAACUUAUCUUUUAGGGAAAAGGGUUCUAUUCUUAUUAGUAAAAUUUAUAUUUUCUUUUUCUUAAGCUCCACUGAUAAGGAAUUUUAUCAAAACAGUAAUUGUGGAUAAGAGGCAUACUUUUAGUGAUUUUCAGACUUUUAGCUUUUUUUAUAUGAAAGCUAAUGGAAAUCAUAUACGUAAGUAAAAUCAAGUCAAAGCUAUUCCAGUUGAACUGGGGAGGGCAAAGAUUUAUUAGCUCACAGUUCUCAUCUUUCUAUAGGUAGCCCUCUCAGAGCUCAGCUUGUAAACCACUGCACAACACGCUGUGUAAUGGACUGGUCUUUGGGGAUCAUUUUGAAAUGUGAUGAAAGCUGUGGACUCUCUUCCCAGAAUAAUGGACAUCAACACAUAAUGAAUAAAAUGUGUGCAGUUUUAGGGGCUCUGGACAUGUUGAAACAUGUCAACUCUUGGUUAAAGACCUUUGUCCUAUAAGAACACUGAUAUAUUAAACUAAGAACUUUGCUUUAAAUUUACUGGUUAAUGUUCAGAUUAGCACAUCUUGUAUAAACACUGAUAAUUUGUGAUGGAAAAGGUCUGUACUAUGUGAUAACAUAACCCUAUGAAUGCCUCUCUUGCUGGUACAGCACUGAGACUUUUUUUUUUUUUUUACUAAGACAUUUUAAACACACCCUUUUAAGGGCAUUGACAUGGUUGGCUCUACAGACUUGAUAUAGAAAUACUUGCGAAGGACUUCUAAUCAGACAGUCGUAAGAAAAUGCACUAUGAGAUGGCAGUCUGCAUUUCAUGGAACAUUUGAUUAGUUCUAUAAAAACAAACUAGUUCAAGAAUUUUUAGCUCACUAUUCAAAAUUUUAAGACAUCCCUCUUGCUCUUGGGCUUUCUCAGUCACAUUUAAAUUUCCAUUUAGUGGUUUUACUAUGGUGUAAUACAGUCUAAAACCAACUUUGUUAAAUUUCUGUAAUAGAAAAACUAAGGUGCUGUCUCCUUCCUCUCUUUCCCCACAAAAUCUGUUUUGCCCCCAUUUCUCAAAUGUAACAGACACUACAAAUUUUAUAUUCUUUUGAAACUUCCUGACAGAAUAAACUUUUUGGGCUUAUCCGAAGCCAUGUACAAGCCUUUAGUAUCUGUACUUUUAAUAGUUUGGAUAUACUGAUUAGCUAUCUUAUUCCCAAACUAUAUCCAGUUCUUCCAGUAUAGAAUCUGGUGCUUCCUGACCAAAAAGAUGAGAACAAAAUUCUAUAUGCCUUCAAUUGAAAUGGAGUGAAAACAUUGGUUAUACAUGUUUUCUUUUUAAAAAAUUUUCCCACUCGUUAAAAUCUUACUGUUUUUGUUAUACUUACCCUUUUAUGCCUAUCAAUAGUAUUUAUAAAGUGUUCUAUAAUUAUGUAAUUGUAGAUACUGUUAUGUAUUUUUCAGUGACAUCCUAAGGCGGGCCCUAUUGCUGUAUCUUUUCUACCUUAUUUGUAAUAGAAACUAUAGAAUGUAUGACUAAGAAGUCACUUUGAGAUUGACUUUUUAAAAAAGUGAUUACCUUCUGCUGUUGCAAAGUGCAAAACUGUGAGUGGAAAUGUUUUAUUCUGACUUAAUAAUAUGUUAGUAACUAGAAAAUACAGUGGGAGGAUUUUUAGAUAUUGCUGCUGCUGUUACCUAAGGUACUUUAGACAAUUUCUUUAAUAAACAAAAAUAAAAAUCCAUUUGGUAUUUAAAGUGAAACAAUAGCCUAUUUUAAUCUAAAAAAGUAAUGUGGGUCAACCUAUUAGUAUAUUUGUAAAGCGCCUUAAUAUAUCCCUUCGUGGAAGGCACUGUACCACAGUUUACUUUUAUAUUGUAUUGUGUAUAUAAGUAUUUUGUAUUAAAAUUGAAUCAGUACAACACUACAAUUUUAUAAAAUAAAGCUUUGUUAGGAAAAGGAAUUACAGCUUUGCAAUAUAAAUUGUUUUGCAUACUUUUGAAUGUAGUAGAUAUGAAUAAUCAGCCUGUUUUUAAUGAACCUAUUUGUAUUUCCCCAAUCAUUUUAUCUAGUGUAACAUUUGCUGGGAUAAUAAAAAAAAGCAAAAUUCAAAUCUUUCAA